This is a messenger RNA of Aspergillus saccharolyticus JOP 1030-1, 1654 nucleotides long. RefSeq names its product SOS response-associated peptidase. The record is from RefSeq and is a predicted model, not a curated record. Gene Ontology annotation, biological process: DNA damage response. Lineage: Eukaryota; Fungi; Ascomycota; Eurotiomycetes; Eurotiales; Aspergillaceae. The coding region runs from base 261 to 1496 and encodes 411 amino acids. Gene Ontology annotation, molecular function: single-stranded DNA binding. The transcript has 2 exons.
CGUCGAUUACAUGAUCGCUUUCUUUCAAAGAUGGUUUUCCUCCAUAUGAUACUGAAGCUCUACUCAUCGUCAAGUCAGAAGUCCUGACCCAAUCUCUGAAACCGAAGGAAAGUCUCUUCACAAUGUGUGGACGAUACGCAUUAGGCGUGGUACGUCGUUUCAAUACCCUCCCAGCAAGACAUAUACUAUAACUAGUCUCGCUACGGACAAAUUAGAGGGCGUCUUAGAUCUCGAAGCUAACCACCCCCGACCCCAAGCGCAUGAACUUUGUCCGACGCCGUCUCCAAGAACAAGGCAUGCAAGUUGACGAAGCACCAGACGACGACGAAGUGCGCGAGACUUAUAAUUUCGCGCCGGGGAAUAAUGGCGCGGUGUACCGGGUCGACACAUCGCCCUCACCAACAACACAUGGUAGUGACUCGCGCGAUGGCGCAGCAGAGCAGCAAGAUGAUCACCGCCAAGAAGAGGCUUUAGAAAAGGUACCUCCAGAGGGGAGCAGCAAUCACCCCCGCUACAAAAUCCAAAGCAUGCGAUGGGGCCUCAUCCCCUUCUGGACGAAGCGCAAACCCGACUACGGCUCGCUGAUGCGCACGAUCAACUGCCGCGACGACUCGCUGGUCGAAGAUCGCGGCAUGUGGACGUCGAUGAAGCGCAAGAAGCGCUGCGUCGUCGUCUGCCAGGGGUUUUAUGAGUGGCUGAAGAAGGGGCCCGGCGGGAAGGAGAAGGUGCCGCAUUUUGUGCGUCGGAAGGAUGGCGAGUUGAUGUGUUUUGCGGGAUUGUGGGAUUGUGUGAGAUAUGAAGGGUCGGAUGAAGAGCUCUAUACUUUUACAAUCAUCACGACGUCUUCGAAUCAGUACCUGAAGUUUCUGCAUGACCGCAUGCCGGUGAUUCUGGAUCCCAACUCCGAGGAAAUGAGGCGCUGGCUGGAUCCGGAGAGGACUACGUGGUCGAAGGAAUUACAGGCCACCUUGAAACCAUACGAGGGCGAGCUGGAGUGCUACCCCGUGCCAAAAGAGGUGGGAAAAGUGGGCAACAACUCUCCCGACUUCAUCGUGCCAGUCAGCAGUAAGGAGAAUAAAGGCAACAUUGCUAAUUUUUUCGCCAACGCCAAUAAGGGCGGUCAGAACGAAGGUCUGACCAAGAAGGAACCAGGAUCCCCAAAUGUCAAGGCUGAAGAGCCGGACCAUCGUGACACCGUAGAUACCGAGUGGACAGAGGACAAUGCUCCGCAGCCAGCUACGGGGGUCAAACGCGAGCAUCCGGCGGAAACCCCGGAAGAAGUGGAUGAUGAAGUUGCCAAGAGACAGAAGACCCAGCCUAGCCCAGCUGCAACGUCGCCCGAGCAAAGCACCGAGCAGAAAGGUAGUCCUGGGCAAGCAACGGGACGAGGAAGGCAAAUGCGAAGUGCCACUCACAAUAAUAAGCUGGCGAAGAAGGCCCAGCAAAAGAAAGUAACGGCAGGCACUCAGCCCAUAACUAACUUCUUUCAGAAGUGAAUCUGAUCCCAAUAUAUCUGUGCUUCAAGGUCAAUUCUUGCGUGAUGGUUUCUUUUUCUGCGAUGACGAGCUGGUCUCUGAGCGGCGUGGUUUCUUCUCGGGAUUUAUACUACAGAAUUUAUCAGCUGUCCAGCAGUCUGAGUUGGUUCCGUCUUGCC